UAUGAAAACCCAUCGCGGCGCGGUCGUCAUCGUCGUCGCCGUGCGAGCUGCUAAAAGUAGUUGCCGUUCGAGUUCAGGUUUUAACGGUCUGGCCGGUUGAGAUCGGUGUCGUCGCGCCGCGAUCUCAUUUCAAUAAUAGCCGUCCGACAUCCGUCAACCGGCAACGACAUGGUUGUCAGUAAGGACAAUGACAACGGUAGGGUUAAGGAGUUCGAGUUUGCCAAAACGCCUGAGCUAACGAAAUGGGAGGCCUUUAAGAAGGCCAUCUACGAUCCCCGUACCCAUCAGUUCCUGGGCAGGACCGGAAAGAGUUGGGGUCAGUUGUUCGUUUUUUACGCCUUGUUUUACGCGGUCCUCGCGGCCCUGUUUGCGAUUUGCAUGCAGGGAUUGUUCGCGACGUUGAGCGACAAGGAGCCCAAGUGGACGUUGGACAGCAGCCUGAUCGGUAACAAUCCGGGACUGGGGUUCAGGCCGAUUUCCGAUAGGACCGAGGAGGGUUCGUUGAUAUGGUACAACACGACGAAUCAAACCCAGAUUCAAAGGUGGGUAAACUAUGUAGAUAGUUUCUUGGAGCUGUACAAACGAAACCAGACGGGGGAAAACUACGUCAACUGCGAUUUCGACAAGUACCCGGCCGAGGGCCAAGUGUGCGUGACAUCUGUGGACCAGUUAGGUAACUGCAAUCCGGAACGAUCUUACGGGUAUCGGACGGCAUCGCCGUGCGUAUUUUUGAAACUCAAUAGAAUAUUCAAUUGGCAACCGGAAUUCUACACCGCUCCCCAUCCGGACAUGCCGGAUGAGUUGAAGUAUCACAUCGAGAACAACACGAAAUCAAAGGAGAGGCAACAGAUUUGGGUAUCGUGUUUGGGCAAAGAUGACGUCGAUAAAGAAAAAACCGCCGAUUUUAAUUACUACCCCCACGGGUUUCCCGGUUAUUACUACCCUUACAAAAAUGACAAGAAUUACUUAAGCCCGAUAGUCGCGGUGGAGUUGCGUAACUUGACCCCCAACACGAUAGUAAGCAUAGAGUGUCGAGCGUGGGCCAAAAACAUCCGCUACAGCGGAAGUGCCCUAGACAGGGCCGGGUCGGUCACUUUUGAGGUGCAAAUAGACACGGCGACCUCUUGAAUUCGCCCUUAAAAAGAAAACACACGCCUUGUACUUAUUUAGUUUGUAGUCGUUCUGUUGUGGUUAUUAUACUUAAAAUUAUUCGACGGUUGUGUUCUACGCUUGAUGUGAUGGCAUUUUUAGUUUUUAUUACGCGCGAACAGAUUUAAUUUAUUUUAGCGAAUAUUUUUAGAGUGCGGUUUUCGCUAACGCCAAGUUGCCCGUAUAUUCCUAGACAAUUAGCAGUGUGUUAAUUAUCGUCAAUGUCGUGUGCCUUCCCCGUGCCUCGUUCGAAAAGCCGUAAAUUUAACCUAUAAAAACUGAUUGCUUAAACAUUUUUUUCUCCACCUAUAUAGGAGGUGGACUGUUGUUUUGUUCUUGUGUCGAUUUAUUUUAGUUAAUGCUUUACUAAGUAUAGAUAGAGUUUCGUUAAGUUGCGCAACGUGAUUUGGAGAACUUUCGCGUAACGCGGCAACAUCGCCUUAACCUAAGCAAAUUCCAAUGUCUACUUCCUCAAGUAUCCGCCUUAUCUUUUAUCGAUGAUUUUAAUAUUUACGACGAUAUUUGUGCCAACACCAUAAUUUCAAAGCGAUUGUGCCAAUUGCUGAUUAAACUUAUCCAUAUCUAAAAAUUAUUGUAAUGUAUACGAACCAGUUACAUACAGAUUGCGUAUUUUUAUAAUUUCAGUAACUGGUGUCUGUAGGGAUACCGUUUACAUUCAUUAUUAAGAAAUUCAUUGGUCAGGUAGUUAUUUCGUUUUUAUUUUACUCGAAAUAAUAGCAAAACAAGACCAAACUGGUUUUCAACAUAAUUUAAAAAAAAAACGCAUUUUGCGUGUAGAUUUAUAGCAAAUUUCUUGGAAAUUGUACAUCCCACUGAGAUCAGUAGGACCUACGGUACGCUAAGAUCAUCCAGAUAAGCCGGGCGAUAAAAUUUUGAAUUAUUGCUUCCAAAGUUAAAUAACUUUGAUUGAUUUCGUAUUUAUCCUACCUAAAUAGGUAGGAUAAAUACGAAAUCAAUACUACACUGUUAAUAAUUUGAAGCGCUUUCGUAUCCACAUGGCUGACAUAAAAAUUUGUAUAUUGCCGAAUUCCCAGAAAAUACGUUUGCUGCUCGGUUCAUCCAAAAAAGCCGAACAAGACGAUCUUAAUAAUACUCAACUCACGCUUUUAAUCGUUGAACAAAACUUUUCCACGGGUGAUUUUGACUACAUUAGUGAACACAAAAGAAGUUAAAAUAAAUUAGUUAAAUACAGGGAACCAAUAAAUUUUUUUUGAAGAACUAUAAAAUCGAUUAUUAUUUAUAUUUAUAAUAUUCAGAGAUAUAUUUUUAACCAGUUAAAAUUCGGUCAGUACAUUAUGCAUAACUUAACUCAAUACAAUUAUAAAAUUCAACCGCCCUGAUAUCUAAAUUGAUCGAAGUUAAUAAAAUUAAGGAAUCACUUGGUGCCUCAUUUACUGAAACGCAAUAAGUGCCUACUAAAAAAAUUUUCAUGUUCUUUUCCUACGAGUUCUUCCUAAUUGCCUUCCAGUUUUGUAUUGGCCGACAAUUUUAUUCCUGUUUAUAACGGUUGUAAUGUGUAGCCUUCUUAGUUUGUACCCAACUUAUAAUGAUAAUUUGUUUCGUUGUUUGAUAUGUUUAGAUUAAAAAUAUCCUUAUUUCUUAUAUUCCCAUUUUUUUGUCAAACCGUCUAACCGUUGUUAUUACGCUUCCAUUCUAAGUGUUGCGAUUUUUGUAACCACCAUUGUGUAUUUGUACAGUGGUGAUGUGCCACACACUGACCUAGAAAAAUGUGCAAAUAAAUUAUUUUUCCACUGUG
Messenger RNA from Cylas formicarius (sweet potato weevil), 2926 nucleotides. Its product is annotated as sodium/potassium-transporting ATPase subunit beta-1. Lineage: Eukaryota; Metazoa; Arthropoda; Insecta; Coleoptera; Brentidae. Bases 169 to 1128 code for a protein of 319 amino acids. Gene Ontology annotation, cellular component: sodium:potassium-exchanging ATPase complex. Gene Ontology annotation, molecular function: ATPase activator activity. The record is from RefSeq and is a predicted model, not a curated record. The transcript has a single exon. Gene Ontology annotation, biological process: potassium ion import across plasma membrane; sodium ion export across plasma membrane; intracellular potassium ion homeostasis.